CGUCGGCGGAGAGCGGCUGUUAUCCGGACCUGCUUUGUUUGUGGAUGAGGAGCUGCAGCAUCACCGCGUCUCCGAGAUGUGGACUGUAAUGGGAAAAUUACUGUUUUUUCACUUGCUGACGACGGAGCUACACUCAGGGAAAGGGACUGAAGCAGAGUGUGAGGACGGCCAGUUUCAGUGCAAGAACCAGAGAUGCAUCAUGAGCAUCUGGAGGUGCGACGAUGAUGAUGACUGCUCAGACAACAGCGACGAGGAGGACUGCUUGAGGAAGACGUGCGCACCGUCGGAGUUCGCGUGUCAGAACGGGCAGUGUGUACCCGGCCGCUGGCGCUGCGACGGAGAACCCGAGUGUCCGGACGGAUCAGACGAGGCCGAGUCCACAUGCACAGUGAAGCAGACAUGCCCCCCAGAUAAGUUUGACUGUGGAGGGAAGUGUGUGUCGCUGUCGUGGCGGUGCGACGGAGAGAGGGACUGUGAGAACGGAGCAGAUGAGGAAGACUGUGCUGCAGAUGCCCGCGCCUGCCCGAGCGGAGAGUUUCAGUGCAGGAAUCUGAAGUGUCUGGCUCCGGUCUACGUGUGUGACGGUGAUGAUGACUGCGGCGACUCCAGCGAUGAGGAGAAGUGCUCUCCGCCCACCUGUGGUCCUCACGAGUUCCGCUGCAACGCCUCCGAGUGCGUCCCCCAGCCCUGGACCUGCGACGGGGACCCGGACUGCUCUGACGGGUCAGACGAGUGGGCCGAGCGCUGCGGAGACGGAGCCGCGAGACCGGCCACGCCCCCGGGCCGCAGGGCGGAGUGCGGCACUGGAGCUUUCCGCUGUGGGAGUGGGGAGUGCAUCAGACUGGCCUGGAGGUGUGACCGGGACCCGGACUGUAAAGACAAGAGCGACGAGGCGGACUGUCCUCUCCUGACGUGUCGUCCUGAUGAGUUCCAGUGUGGAGACGGGUCCUGCAUCCACGGCAUCAAGCAGUGCAACAAAGCCUUCGACUGCCUGGACCGGAGCGACGAGGCCGGCUGUGUUAAUGCCACAAAGUGUGAAGGUCCCUUGAAGUUCCUCUGCAGAAACGGGGAGUGUAUAGACGGAGCGAAGGUGUGUGAUGACGUGAAGGACUGCAAGGAUCGAUCAGAUGAGCCCAAAAAAGAGUGUGGUUUGAAUGAAUGCAUGUUAAACAAUGGCGGCUGUUCCCAUAUAUGUGUGGACCGACCCAUUGGCUACGAGUGUCAGUGUCCUGCUGGAUAUAAACUCCUGGAUAAAAGGACGUGUGGAGACAUCGACGAGUGUGAGAAUCCAGACGCCUGCAGUCAAAUCUGCAUCAACCUUAAAGGAGACUUCAAGUGCGAGUGUUACCAGGGCUACGAGAUGGACCCAGUGAGCAAGACCUGCAAGGCAGAGGGAAAGAGCCCCUACUUGAUGUUCACCAACAGACAUGAGAUCAGACGCAUCGACCUGGUGAAGAGGGACUACACCCAGGUGGUCCCCACCCAGAAGAACGCCGUGGCCAUGGACGUGGACGUAGCUGCUAACCGCAUGUUCUGGUGUGACCGAUUCCACCGCAAGAUCUACAGUGCUUAUAUCCACGAGGCGAGUGAUCCGUCUCGUCACGUGACGCUGAUCGACUCGGAGCUGCACUCUCCUGAGGGUCUGGCUCUGGACUGGGUUCAGCACAACCUGUACUGGACGGAUUCGGGAGACAGGAGCAUCUCCGUGGCCUCGGCUGACGGCAGCAGGAGGCGAGUUCUUAUCGACACUGAACUCAGUGAACCCAGAGCCAUCGCCGUGGAUCCAGAGCAGGGGUUUAUGUUCUGGUCUGACUGGGGAAUGAGGCCUAAGAUAGAGAAGGCAGGGAUGAACGGAGUGGACCGGCAGGUUCUGGUGUCUGAGGGCAUCGAGUGGCCGAACGGGAUCACGCUGGACGUGGUGGGGAAGCGCUUGUAUUGGGUCGACUCCAAACUCCACCUGAUCUCCAGUGUGGAUUUUAACGGAGCUCAGCGCAGAGUGAUCCUGUCGUCCAACGAAAGACUCGGCCAUCCCUACGCUUUAGCUGUGUUUGAGGACCGAGUGUACUGGACGGACCGGGAGAAGGAGGCGGUCUACAGCGCUAACAGGCUGAGCGGUCUGGACGUGACCAGCCUGGCUGAACAUCUCAAUGACCCACAUGAUAUAGUGGUGUUCCACGAGCUCAGCCAGCCUCAAGCUCCAGACAGCUGUAACCUGGUCAGUGUCAGUAAUGGAGACUGUGCGUUCCUGUGCCUGCGGGCUCCUCAGAUCAGCGAACACUCCCCCAAAUACACCUGCGCCUGUCCCGACGGAGAGGAGCUCAGCCCAGACACCCGGCUGUGUGUCCCAGUCCAAAACGUUACAGCCCCGCCCCCCGGUAACGUUUCCAUGGAGACGGCGAUAGAGGGCGGUGCAGAGCUGUUUCCCCCGGACUCACCUGAGGUUCGAGGCGCAGUGACGUCUCAGUCAGACAGCAUGCCCGAAACGACCCAUCCCACCCCCCUCUCACCAAGCCCCGCCCCCGACGACCCCGCCGGCCCCGUCAACACCUCGGGAGCCACCGCCCAGAGCCCCGCGGUGCUGCUGAUUACUGCCUCAGGAGACCUCAGCAACCUGUCCCAUCACUCUGGUAAUGAUCUUCUUCUCCUGGGUCACAGUCUGACGGUGGCUGUGCUCGGUGUUGUGAUUCCUAUAGUUCCUAUCGUUGCCACAGUGGUGCUGGGGCUGCUGUGCACUGCCGUCUACCUGGUCUACCGCAACUGGAGGCGGAGGAGCACCAAGAGCAUGAACUUCGACAACCCGGUGUACCGCAAGACCACCGGCGACGCCGAGGAGGACGAGAUCCACAUCGGGAGGACCACGGAGGGUCUGCCUGGCCCCCACCAUCACCACCACCACCACCCGUAUCCGGUGCCCGUGGUGGGAGUGGGCGGGGUGGGCGGCAUGAGUGCGGGGGCGCCCUUCAUCGCCCUGCCUCUGGGGAGCGGCAUGCCGGACCCUGCGACGCACUGGUACGCCGAGCAGCCCACCAUGUCCACCGGUACGAAAUGAGGACACGAGUGGACAAGUUACGAGUUACGGACGCUACGAAACAACAGCAGAGUGACGGUUUAGCCUGAAGUGCUGAGACACGGCAGAGCGGAUUGAUCCUAGCGGCACGUCUCGCUUAUUGUGUCUGACCAUAAACAUGAGGAACGACGUCCGGUUCAAUCCGGUUCAGUCCAGUUCAGUCCGGGUUGAGUCGCAUUACUGUGGUCAUUUCACUGAUUAAACUAGCGGUAGUGGCCGUAAAGAUCAGCACCAAGAACAAUGUCUACAUCAGCAACGCCUGCAGCCAUUCCUCCAACCUCCUCCUCAGAUCUUCUCAAGGCCUCUGCAUACUUCCAGCGAAACGAAGUUCGUGAGCUUUGCACGAAUUUGAGCGGGCUUUCACAAGCUUUCUCGCACGCCUCUUUUUUUAUUGACCAAUCACAGGCGUUGUCGUGUAAUGUCUUCGGCCAUGGAGUUCGCACAGCUUUCAUGUGCACGACAAAGUUUUUUUCGACGUCUUUUCAACGUCAACGGCUGUUCUUUUUGUACGUAAUUACAUCACAUUGUUCUGCCCUGAAGCCACGCGAACGCCGUCUCCGCAUGAAGUAUGCCGAGGUCUUCAGCAUCUUCUUUCUUUCCUUUUUCUUUUCUUCCCCUCUUCGUCCGCAGAGCCGUGGCUCUUCAGGCGGGAAGCCGAACUCGGAGCAGCACCUUAGUUCGUGGGACAAUCCGUGGUCAGUGUUAAUGAGUGUCUGAGUGUGUCAGUGAGUGUGAGAUUCUCUGAUCUCUGUUUCUGGAUCUAAAGCCACUCACUUCCUUCCUUCCUUCCUUCUAUCACGUCAUCGGUUGUGAACGUGUACUUGUGUACUUGAAACACUGGUGAAAAAGGUGAAACACUGGUGAAACUGGAUGUCUUCUUUUUUUGUUCUUUUUUUUUGUUUUACACAUUCUCUCACCACCUCUCGCCAUGUGGUACGUCCAGACCUAAGCAGAAGGUGUUCGGGGGAGCUGAAUAGCACUGUGUCUCAUUAGCUUCACGUUAGAGUCGGUGAAGGUUUUUGGACAGAAGAGAGUUUGAUCCAGGGUUGCCAGCUCUUCCAACAAUCUGAGAGCUUGACACUCUCAAAAUCUCAUUCACAUGCAGUUCUCUCACCAACCUUCGUGAAGGAUAGAGGGAAGGGACAAACCGUCCCCCCCAAAAAACAUCACAAAUUCAUGACUCUUCUUCUACUAAAAAUGUGCUGGCAUAUUGUAAGUAGACUGUAAGUACCGUAUUUUUCGGAAUAUAAGGCGCACCUAAAAUCCUUUCUUUUUCUCAAAAAUCGACAGUGUACCUUAUAUAUGAAUUCUAGUUUUGCUUACUGACCUCAAACCGGUGAUUUUAUGUGUGCUGAAUUCCUCACCCCUGCCAGGAAAAGCACCACUCAAGCUCACUUGAAUCAAAAUCUGUGAUAAGAUUAGUUUGUUUAUUUUGACCAAAUAAACUGAAAAAAAAAAAAGAAAUGUCACCUGCACCCCCUCCUAAGAGAGGGUGGCUUUUCUUCUCAGCACCCCACCAUAAAAAGCACCCUCUCUCGGAAAGAAUAUGCAGGUAGCGUUUCUUUUUCAUUGUCUCUUACGAGUCAGCGUAGCUUAAAAUCAUCUUGUGUGUUUCCAUUUUUUGGCCCGUAUUUCUAAGACAUAUUUCUAGACCGGUAAGACAGGGCACUAUUUUUUUUUUUUUUUUAUAAUUUAAUUUCUAAUUUUUCCCAUUUUCUCCCCAAUUUACACAGCCAAUUACCCAACCCAUUCAUUAGGACUUCCACUAGUGAUACCUCAACACACCAGGAGGGUGAAGACUAACACAUGCUUCCUCCGAUACAUGUGAAGUCAGACUCCGCCUCUUUUUGAGCUGCUGCUGAUGCAGCAUUACCGAGCAGCCACACUACGCUGUGCUUUGGAGGAAAGCACAGGCUCGGCUCCGGUACAUCAGCUCACAGACGCCCUGUGCUGCAGACAACACCUUAGGAGUGAUGUGGGGAAAGAGCGCCAUCUACCCACCCAGAGGGAGCAGGGCCAAUUUUGCUCCCUCUAACGCCGGCAGCUUGAUAGCAAAGCUGCAUGAGCUGGGGUUCGAACCUGCGACCUCCUGCUCAUAGUGGCAGCGCUUUAGACCACUGGACCACUCGGCCACAGGGCACUAUUAACUAGUGAUUUAUUUAACGUAGCUUGUUGUAACUUGGUUAACACGCAGACUACAGUCCGACAUAGCAGAGAAAGAGCUAGCGCUAUGGUUAGCAGCUAAUGCUAAUGCUAUUGCUGGAGAAACUUAAUUGAAAACUUAUCCUUAUAACGCUGUACUUCGGCAAAUGCUUUACUGCUCCUUAACAUCUGACUGGUAGAAUUUAUACAUAAGGAGCACCGGAUUAUAAGAUGCACUGUUGAUUUUUGGGAGAAUUAAAGGAUUUUAAGUGCACCUUUAAGUGCAAAAAUACAGUAAUUAUUUUUAAAGCGUCUUCUGGGGACUUUUUCAUGGUUUAAUGUCCACAGAUACACACAUACUGAAGACUAGAAAGUGUAAGUCAGGUGAUUUUUAGAAACAGUGUAAUCUCAGAGUUGGCAGCUCUGCUUCAACCACUCUUCUCGUUUGUUAAUGGAAAGUUCCAGGUACUAAUUUACCCAGUUUAUGGGAAACAAUAACAACACAAACGUGUGUACCUCAUGCGUGGAGAGAAGUGUGCGGUAUUGUCUCAGGGAGAUGGAACGCUGUGUGUGUAUGAGAGAGAGUGUGUGUGUGUGUGCUGUGACUGUACAUUAAUGGCAUAAGAGUGUGUAUUGUGACACUGGAAGGCAUGAGAACAGCUGUGAAGCAUGACGUAAAUAUAACCUGACGUAAAAAAAUAUAAUCUACCACCUCUGUCUACUUUAUGUUCAAACACACAGGAAGAAUGAAGUUGCCACAUAUUAGCAAUAUGUUACGUUCUUCUUAUUUAAAGAGGAAUUCCACCUAAUUAAAUACACUUUAAAUAAAGAAACUGAUUCAUAAUAAAUGGUAUUACUUUUCUUGGGUGGUCCACUAUAGAUGGAUAAACCCUCUGAUUUUAGCUAACUCCAAUGCAAAAAACAAAAAUGGAAGAGGUAGAUUGGGAGAAGCACUGAGUGAUGUAUGGGUUUAGGGGCGGGUCAGGAAGAAAAGCUGAUUGGGCUCAACCAUAAACCAUGUUCACCUUAAACCCUUAAACACGUAUUUAAAAAAAUAGGUGGAUUUUCUUUUUCCUUUUAUGGUUUGUAAUACAGUAUUAAUAUUGUUGUAAAUAUAGUAAAGCGAGUAGCUGGUCUACAUUAGAACUCUACAGAACACUCUGCAGGAUUUCUUCUUUAGUUAUUUUUCCCAAGAUAAGAUAAAAAGCCCUGAAAAGCCCUGAAAACCCUUUGCUCUGUCACGUCCUCUUCAGUAUAUCCCAUAAUAACAUUACCUCACUGAUGAGGAUCAGAAUCAGGGUUCCUCCACACAUCUGAGAAGCGGAGGGUGAGACCUGGAUAAGGAAGUGUGUGUAUAUGUGUGUGUGUGUGUGUGUAAGAGAGAGAGAGUGUGUGUGUGUGUUUGUGAAGUUUGUAGAUACGUUUUCAUACGGAUACUUUUUGAUACACUCCAAUGUAAAAAGGAUGUACAUAAGAUUUUAGACGACACUGUUGAUCAUGGAUUAAUUUAUUUGUAUAAAAUAAUAAAAUGAAGAAUUUAUCUUCUGCCAAAGUGUUUUUAGUGUUUCUGUUUUGGUUCUCAUCACCGCGUGUUCUGAAUAUCUCACUGCGUUCUGCGUUAUUUUAUCACGGUUUGUUUUGUGCCUUGUUUGCUUUAGUUUCUCCACUCAGCAGCUGCGCAGGAGUUCUUUGCAUUUAUAUGAAAUGUUGGUAAAAUGUCUCCCGCUGUGUGUUGUUAUAAACUGCGUUUGAAACCA
Messenger RNA from Astyanax mexicanus (Mexican tetra), 6966 nucleotides. Its product is annotated as low-density lipoprotein receptor-related protein 8. The record is from RefSeq and is a predicted model, not a curated record. The transcript is spliced from 18 exons. NCBI's taxonomy places the organism in Eukaryota, Metazoa, Chordata, Actinopteri, Characiformes, Acestrorhamphidae. The coding region runs from base 77 to 3049 and encodes 990 amino acids. Gene Ontology annotation, molecular function: protein binding; calcium ion binding.